Molecule: messenger RNA, 2773 nt
Organism: Telopea speciosissima
Lineage: Eukaryota; Viridiplantae; Streptophyta; Magnoliopsida; Proteales; Proteaceae
Product: BTB/POZ domain-containing protein FBL11-like
Exons: 15
Coding region: 1-2505 (834 amino acids)
Biological process (GO): SCF-dependent proteasomal ubiquitin-dependent protein catabolic process
Cellular component (GO): SCF ubiquitin ligase complex
Source: RefSeq, a predicted model, not a curated record
AUGAGGCUGAAGAUGCAGCAGAUGCACUUGGGUAUGGAAAACGACACUAACCAGAUCGAGUUUGCCGAUGUUUCCAAAUCUAGUCAGAAGAUGAGGGAUAGAGACACCCGAUCGUUCGAUCCUACACCUGACAGGGAUGAUGAUGAUGAGGAUCUUGACUGGUCCACUUCCUCAGGUAGUCAAACUUGCAUACCCUCGCCAUCUAUUCAUGAAGGUGAUGGCAACAACGAUUAUUAUGGUGGCGGCGACGAUGAUGUGAUGGUGAAUGUUACUAUUCCAAUUUCUGCAUCAUUUGAGACAUUAACAAUAUUUUCCAUUUGUUUUGAACAGGUCCGUCUUAGCCUUUUGCCUUUAUGGUUUGCUGCAGGGAAACGGAGGGACUGCUACUUUUCUAAGCUUGCAGAUGAGAGCUGUAAUGGCAUCCUCAAUCUAGUAAAAGAUCCAUUUGCAACCUUAAGGUGUAUACUAAGAGAUAGUGAAUUCCAAAAUCUGAGGAUUCGUUUAACUGAGUUUAUGGAGAGAGUGGAUCUUUCAGGUUGUCCGCAGAUAGCAUCAGCUUUUCUGCAAUUGGCACUAUGUUCAUAUAGCACGGAACCCUUAUUGCCACAGAUAGUUGAACAAUCUUUGAUUGAGCUUCAACAUCUUGAUGGGGAUAAAUACCCUAUCUCACGAUGUUUGGCUCAAAAAUUGUCUUUUGAAGCAGUGCAUGUGGUGGACAUUUCCAAGUGGUCAGGGGUGCAAUUUGAAGCAGCCAUUGAGCUCUUCUGCAACUUAUUCCCGUCAUUGAGAACAUUGAAAGCAUCUUACUGUCUGAAUUUCAGAAUGACAACUCUGUAUCAUUUGGUACAGAAAUGCCAUCUGGUCGAUGAAGUUGACUUAACUGUUGAUGUUAGUCCAGUAAUACCAAUGCAAGUAACAACAAUAUCUGAAAAUAUUGAGAGUUGCAGAGAUUUAAGUGGUUCAUCAUACAAGAUGUUAAGAGAUGAAUUGUCAUUUUCAAGUAUAACAAAGCUCACAUUAAAGGGCCGAAGUGAUAUUAAUGAUAUGGACCUUCAGAGAAUUUCCUCAUUAUUUGCUUCUUUAUCCUACUUGAACAUUAAAGGUUGCACUUCUGUUACGGAUGUGGGUAUAUCCAAACUCAUAUGCAAAUGUAUGGAGCUUCACUCUCUUCUUGUUUCUGAUACUCGCUUUGGAAGGAAUUCAAUUCUAUCGCUUUGUUCAUCCUUUCCUUCGGAUGGUUUUCCUGGGGUGCAUUGCAAACAGAAGAAUUCAACAUCAUUGGCCUUCAGACUCCAGAAACUUAACAUCGGUGGAUGCAAGAGUGUUGAUGAAACGUCUCUGUUACAGUUGUUAUCUGACACAUACCUUCUUAAAAGUUUGUGCAUGAGGGGUACUGUUCUAGCUGAUGACGCACUCUUUAAUUUCUUGGGUUCAUCCUUAGAGAGGCUUGAUGUUUCAGAUACCAUGGUUUCUGGAGCCUCAUUAGUUCAUAUUAUCAGAAGAAAUCCUGGUUUGAGGUUUUUCAAAGCAAAAGGGUGCAGGAACUUGUGUCAUGGUGGGAGUAGACACGAAGAAGGUAAAUUUACUUCUGAAGUUUUGUCAUACAAUGGUUGCUCCUCUGGAGAAGACAUGUAUUUUGAAUUAGGCAGGAAAUGCAUGUUGGAAGAAGCGGCCUUUGGAUGGGGAUUUUCUCCUUUCUCACUGAAGUAUUUGGGACCGGCAAUUAAGUCACUAAGAGCCAUAGCAGUAGGUCUUGGUGCAUCAUUUGGCCAUCAUGAACUCACUCUACUGCCUGAUACUUGUCCUAUGCUAGAGUCAGUGAUUCUUUAUUUUCAGGUUAUAUCUGAUGUUAUUGUGAAAAGCAUUGUGGAAUCCUUGAAACAUUUGAAAGUCUUGGUUCUAUGUUACUGUCUUGGUGACUUGUCUUCGUUAAGCUUUCACUUUAGUAUGCCAAACUUAAGGAAAUUGAGGUUGGAAAGGGUGACUCCGUGGAUGAAAAAUGCCGAUUUGGUCAUUCUGACUCAAAGCUGUCCAAAUCUAAUUGAGCUUUCACUAUCAGGAUGCAAAAAUCUAAAUUCAGAAUCUCAGAAGAUUAUUUCAAAUGGAUGGCCAGGCUUGAUAUCUAUCCAUCUAGAGGAAUGUGGGGAAGUGACAGUGAGUGGUGUUUCUUCUCUUUUUGACUGCAAAGCUAUUGAAAAUCUCUUACUGCGUCACAAUGGUUGUGGAAUCCGAAGAAACUUCAUUAUUGAUGCUGCUUCGAAGAUGCCCAUGCUUCGGAUAUUAGCACUGGAUCUGUGUGAUGCAAAUGAAGGUGGCUUCGAUAGUCCUAGCUGUGCUGAUAGGUUCUCCUUGAGUAUCAUUAAAAUUGCAAGAUGUAAGCAAUGGAGAUGUCCGUUCAAUCUCCAAAAUCUGGAUGACUGUAGAAGGCCACUGCAUAAGGAGACUAUAAUUUUGGAGUGGAACAGUAAAGAACUCAGAACGUCAUUGGUGAAGGAAAGAGCGUAGUAGAGAAAGUGACAGUAUGGACUUUCAUUUACCAGGGCAUGUAGGUAAUUGGCUUAAUUGAUUGUGCCACUGUUCUACUGCAUAGAAGUGAUCAAAUCAUGAAUUGGUUUCAAGGGGCAGAAUCUGUGAGGUGGCUUCAGCCGUAAACACUGCUAAAACAAGCUGGACAUGAUAUGCUGUGUUCAAGCUUGCAGCUAAACUGGACUCUGCUUCUUCUGUUGGGAUGGGCCAUAAUCACUUAUAUCCAAGGCAAGUUUUCUUUCUGGUG